Messenger RNA from Cololabis saira (Pacific saury), 5713 nucleotides. RefSeq names its product protein phosphatase 1 regulatory subunit 3A-like. Gene Ontology annotation, biological process: regulation of glycogen biosynthetic process. Gene Ontology annotation, cellular component: protein phosphatase type 1 complex. Gene Ontology annotation, molecular function: glycogen binding; protein phosphatase 1 binding. The transcript has 4 exons. The record is from RefSeq and is a predicted model, not a curated record. The coding region runs from base 8 to 3496 and encodes 1162 amino acids. Lineage: Eukaryota; Metazoa; Chordata; Actinopteri; Beloniformes; Belonidae.
GAGCUCCAUGGCGUCCGCGGGGCCGCCGAGGCGCUCCCAGGCCGCCAACCUCCUGUACGUCCCGAGCUUCUGCCCCCUGGACGUGGACGAGGACGAGGCCGACCCGGUCAUCGGCAUCCGGCCCAAGUCCUCCCCGAUCCCGCGGAGAAGGAGCUCCAUCUCCGACGAGGAGCCGGACCCCGAGCCGCCCCCCAGCGCCAGCGGCUCCAGGAGAGUCUCCUUUGCGGAUGCCAAAGGCCUGAGUCUGGUGCUGGUCAAGGAGUUCGCUAAAUGGGACGUGCCCAAAUUACCGGGAUACGAUCCCCCGGAGGGCGAAGGUGUGGACCUGGAGGAGUUCCACAUCUCACCUUCGACCUUUUCCCUCCCGUGGCCGAUGGAGGAGCUGUUCGCUCAGGUCCUACGGCAGAAAGUAGAGCUGGAAAACAUCGAGUUGCUUCCCGGGACUACGAUAUUGAAAGGGGUGAUCCGCGUCCUCAACGUCUCCUUUGACAAAGCCGUGUACAUCAGGACCAGUCUGGACAAAUGGAGCACGCACUUUGACCUCCUGGCGGAGUACGUGCCCGGCUCCAGUGAUGGGGUGACGGACUGCUUCUCUUUUAAACUCACCCUGGUGCCGCCGUUCGGGCAGCAGGGGGCCCGAGUGGACUUCUGCCUGAGGUAUGAAACCCCCGCGGGGACGUUCUGGUCUAACAAUAACAGCAAGAACUAUGUGGUCUUCUGUCACCAUGGACAGAGAGACAGACCGCAGAGGGACGGUGUGAACAAGAAGAGCUGCCUGAAGACCAGCAGCCAGAACUUCUCCACUGCUGACGACGCUUCAUCGCAGGAUAAUAUGUCAACAGAUGAGUCUAACGUGGGACUGGAAGUGGAUACGAGGAAAGCUCAGCAAAGCUCUGCCGGUCAGCCAGAAGCAUCGGAGCAACGGCAGCAGAAAUCCCUGGUGGAGGAGAAGCAGAACAGCAGCCGAAGACGGCGCAGGAAAGCUGCACGGAUCUCCAAAGUGAAGGAUCACUUUGCUCAGAGAGAUGGAGGAGAAAAUGACGCAGGCAGAAAUGAAACGCCCGCAGAAAUAAAACAGCCGACUCAGGAGGGAAAACCAGGGGAGGAACAUGCACAUGACGACACGUGUAGCACGGAGCCCGAGACAUCUGAGCCGGUCGGAUUAGUGGAAGUUCAAAUCCAAGACAUGCCGCUCCAUUCAGCUGAUCGCUCUGCAGAAAAGCAAAACAUCACAUCACCUGUGGCACGGAGUGAGGAUGAGAAUCCAGACGUGAGUUAUGAAAGCAGCGAGCGCUCGGAGGCGGCGGGGGCCGAAGGCCCGGCCGGCCAGACCGGCAGCUUCACAUUCGGGACGGUGGUGGCGCCGCUGUACCGUCAGGUGUCUGGGAAACUGGGAGGGGAGAGUCCCAACGCCCGUGACGAGGAAAACCCUCAUCCCUCUGAGAGGAGACGGGCCGGACGCCGUGUUUCAGCCGACACCGGAAGAAAAAGUAACGACGUCCAGAGCGAUAAGACCUCCGAUCGGGAAUUAAACCACAAACAUCUGGAGGUCACGCUGGACAAUCCCUCCUCUGAGGAAGAAGAGACGAGCGUGGCGAUGAAUAACGUUCUGGAUCCUGCAGGUUUUAAUUCACCUCAAAGUCCUCGAGCUCUUCCAGGACGUCUCAACAGAGAAGAUGUUUCAUCACAUACAGAUUGGUUAAAUCCACAAGUAACCGACGACGGUCUUCACCUGCAGGGAAACGCAUGGAAGGAAGAUCUGACCUUUGACCCCCCCGGCCAAACCACAGCUAAAUCUCAACCACAGACUGUAACUAACAAUGAUGAGAAUCAUGCACAGAGUGGAAUUCAAGCUGUCGUCAAACCUUCUCUGACUGUGUCGGAGCAUUUUAGCGACAGCGGGGAAGAGGUGAACCCAGACCGGGACCGCGGUGAGACUGAGACCGCGUUAGAAAACAGCACAAAGGAGGAGGAGGAGACGCUGCUGGAGGUGACGGACGAGCUGAAUCAAAGCGAUGAUCCAGCUACAAACAGUAAUGAUGUCGUAAUGCCUGAAUACUCUCCGGAAACUCAGGAAACCUGUGACGUAGGAGGUGAAAUUCAGAUCGGCCGUGAAGAAUCUGAAGCUGUGACGAGAAAACGACAUCCUGCUGACGCGUCGGAGGAGAUGGAGCACCAUGAGGUGGAAGCUGGUGUCUCAAAGGAGGAUGAGGAUCUCUAUUUAGCAGACAUUAACGAGGUGAAAAACUGGGAAAUGAUGGUUGAGGAAGAGGAAAAUGAUGUAUUAACAAAUAAAGAGGAGCCUGAGAUUAUAAAUUCAAAUGGAGCAGCGUCAGGGGAAGAAAACGAAGAAGAAGAAACCGUAGAGGAUGUUGAGGAGGACAUGAUAGCUGCAGAUGUGAAACAUGAAGAGGUGGACAAUGAUGUGGCGUUGGAGGACAAGGAUUGGACAAGGGAGGACGAAAGUGAAGAGACAGAAGCUCCAAAAGUCAUGAAGCCUGAAGUCAUAAAGGUGGAAAAUACAGAUGGAGCAGAAGACAGAGUUGUAGAGAAGACGGAGGGACCAGGGGAGGCAGAGUCGUUUAUGGAGAUACAAAUCACCGGUGUUGAAGAGGAGGGGAGGAUGGAAGAGGAGGAAAAAAUGAGAGUAAAUCUGAACUCUGGUGUAGAGCGACAGAGCCAGGCGAAGGCGAAGGACGGAGAGGAGCAGAAUUCAGAUCAGACGGAGGGAAAGCGUGACGAUGAGGCGGAUGAGGGUGAUGAUAUCGUGGUUGGGGACUCGUGCGUGGCCGUCGAGGACAGAGAAGACCGAGCUGGGUCGUUUAAAGACGAGUCAGACGCUGCUCAAAGCGAGGUCGAAGGCAGUUCGUCGGCCCCAGAUCGGUACACGGAGGACGGUUUCCAGAGCUCGGAGGGCGUCGCGACGAACGAACCCGAGGGCGACCUCCCGGGACACGACAGCUCCUCGGCCGAGUCCGACUCGGACGACGAGGUGGAGCUGUACAUGCACUGCCUGAGGGCCGCCGGCACGUCCGCCCAAAAGGCGCGGAGCAGAGACGCAGCUUUCUCUGGGAGCAAACGGCCCUCCAUAAGCAGAAGCAAGCCGCCGCCGGCAUCCAUGCCUCGUAUCUCCGAGUCCCUGGAUGAAGACCGGCCCUCGUGCAGCCCUCAGGAGACCCGCGAGGACGUGACGGCCGUCGCUGGAGCUGCUGCUGCUGGAGCCGCCGCUGCUGAAGCAGCCGCUGCUCCAGCAGUCCCUGCUGCGUCCAGCAGACCCUGCAGCCAAAACGCUGCAUGGUGGAAAAACACUUUGUCCUGCAGCAAUAUUAUGAAAACAUUGUUAUGCACCACUUUAUUGGUGGUAUUUUUAGCCGUGGCCUACCAUUUUGAUUUUCUUGCCUGUUUUGGGCUCUACUUGGCAUCUGUGGUUUGGCUCUACUGUCAAGGAGAGAGACAACCAGUUAAAAACAACAACAAAGCAGCAACUGAGAAAUAGCAGAGACGCAUUUUAUGGUUAAAUUGUGAAACUCAAUAAGAAAAUGUGUUUAAAUAUGACUCACGUGAAAGGGCAUUAUCUUUCUGCUCAACGGUUUUAUAUACUGGGACAUAUUAAAACAGACUUAAGCCGGGCAGACACUGUGCGAUUAUCGGCUCGUUUUGAGACGAUUUUUUGGAUCGGGACAGAUUUUGACCCAAUCGUUUCUCGUGCCUCGUGCAGUAUACUGUACGUGGGGUAACGACGAGAGAUUAACACCUCACGACGAACUCCCGAUCACAAAUCGUGAGCUUGCAAGAAAAUCAAGCGUGUUUGAAAUCCUGGUCGCUCCUCGUGAAGGAAUCGCACAGUUGAAGCAGCUACGACCCGAUUUGCCUCAUCCUUUCACAGAGAGCAUGCGCAAUCUCUGAUGUCACGUCAAAAACUAUUAUUUGUAGUUUAAGUGUUGCAAAUUCACAUUACAAAUCACGUUUUAAUAGCAGAAAAAAACACUGCAUUUACACGUACGGUGCGCGUCGCCGCGUACCCUACGCCGUAGGUCUGCGUUGGUGUAACGCGGAACCAUAAAUCAGCCUUUAGUGUUCUGAACUUCUCUGUUUCUCAUUUUGCUGGGAUGUCGGGUCCCUCCGCAGAGACACAACUUUUGCGGUGUGCGUUCAUUGUUGUGUCUAAAAAUGAUGCGCAGUGCCCACCCAAUCAGAAACGGUAGAUAUUUUGGGAUUUUUUAAAUAUUUUUAUUUAUAUUUAUUUUUAUGUAUUUAUUUUUUUUAUAUAAAAAAUAAAAUGAUAAAAAAAUAAAGGAUCCCCAUAACCUUUGAUCGGGUGGGCAGGACGCACGUUUGGGUGGACACAGCCCACCCCUGCCCCAAAACCGGCCUCGAGUUCCAGUACACAGAGGUCCAACGUGAGGAUUAUGAUCGUAUAGUGUGAGCAGACGCAUCAGAGCUUCGGGUCGCACAGUGUGAGACCAUAAAUCGUGGGCUGUGAACUUUUGAACUCAGUGAUCUAGUUGUGCAGUGUGAGAUGGGGCUGAAUCAAACGAUUUGAAAUAUCGCACAGUGUAUGCCCGGCUUUACUAAGGGGGUUUAUUAUGAAGCGAGCUCUAAAAAGCUCGCUGAUCAAGUCCAACAGGGUUGAAGUAAGCAUGGAAACUGAAUGAAUGAAAGAAUGAACAAGUUCUGAUGUAUAGUUUAUUUAUUUGUAGAUUAUCAGUAGAAGUAAUCAUCUUUGCCUCCAUGGUUGUCAUGGUAACAUAUGGCCCACGUUUUUACCUAUACAGCUUCUUCGGGGUCAUGUACUGCAGAUCCGUCAGACCUCGUCUAGUCUAAAAAUGAAGUAAACAGCAGGUACACAGAAACACAGAAACACAGAAACACAGAAACACGUGACGGUGACGCCAGAGGAGCCGAGCAACAGAACAGAACGACAGAACAGCCACUCGGGCCAAGCGGUGCACCGACUGCACCGAGGGCUAAAAACAAACCUGCAAGUCUGUACUACACACAGAUACUUGAAUACCUGAAAUGCUACAACGCUGAGAAGCAUCGCCACUGCCAGUAACUCGAUUUGAAAUGCAGAAGAUAACUCUUGAGACCAAAUCAAACCCAUUUGCACAAGUUACUAUCAAGUAACGGUGCGUACCAAGGAGAUUCUCUGCUCCCAAUGCUUUGAGUUCAGGCGUGAACCCCCUCGGCAAGAUCAUCACAAAGAGGCUACGUGUACAAGGAGAGCAAUCAGACAGCUUCCUUACAUGGAUGACAUCAAUCUGUACGCCAAGACCAGGGUCGCCACCCGUCCCUUAAAAUACGGAAUUGUUCCGUAAUUGGAAAUUAAAAGUUGCGUUCCGUAUUGAACCAAUACAGACACAUAUUAUGCUCUUAUUUAUUCAUGUCAUAAUAUACAGGUGAAGGUUGGAAAAUGUGAAUAUAUUGCAAAACAUAAUUCGUAGUAAAUUCAACUUAGGUGAAACAAAUAUUUCCCACUACAUUCAAAGUGAGAUAUUUCAAGCCUUUAUUUGUUAUAAUUUUGGUGAUCAUGGCUCACAGUUUAUGAAAACCCCAAAUAAAAAAUAAAUUAGAAUAUUUUAUGAAAUUAAUAAACAACUCCAUCAUCAAAAGUAUAACAAAUAAAGGUUUAACAUAUCUAACUUUGCAUGUAAUAAGACUAGGUAAUAUAUAAGUUUCACCUUUUAAGUUGAAUUAUUGAAAUAAAUGAACU